AUGAAGACGGUUGCAGAGCUUGAAGCUAGGGCAAUGGCGGAUUUGGGAGAAAGAGAAAAAUCCAGAGAAUCAAGAGCAAAAUUGUGUUUUGAUAUGGAUAUGGAAGCUGACAACGAUUGUGGUUGGAAGCCAAAAGAAGGAAUGACUUUUGAUUCAGAAGAAGGUGUGUAUGAUUUUUAUAAUGCAUAUGGAGCAAGAAUGGGGUUUAGCAUAAGAAGGGAAUAUUGUAAGAAGAACAAGGUUACUAAUCAAAUUAUUUCUAGAAAUUUGGUUUGCAACAAAGAGGGAUUUCGGAAGGUUGACAAGCGAGACCCAUUGACAAAAAAUCCUAAAGCUGAAACUAGGAUUGGUUGUGAGGCCCGUCUUUUUGUUAAAUUGGAUGUCAGUACUGAGAAAUUUGUUGUGAUUGAUUUCAAAGAAAAACACAACCAUCAAUUUGUAUCUCUAGAUUGUGCCCAUAUGUUGCCAUCGCAGAGAAAGAUAUCACCUACCCAAGCAAUUGAGUUAGACUUAGCGUCACAGUCUGGUCUUCGUUUAGGGCAAUCUUUUGAACUCAUGGGUAGGGAAGCUAGUGGGAGGCAGUCUCUUGGGUUUCUCAAAUUAGAUAAUGAGGAGCAAAUAAUGAAUAUGUUUUGGGCCGAUGCACAAAUGAUCAUGGAUUAUGCCCAAUUUGGCGAUGUAGUUACAUUUGAUACUACCUACAAGUUAAAUAAAGAGCAUAGGCCAUUUGCAUCUUUUGUGGGAUUUAACCAUCAUAGAGAAACAGUCGUUUUUGGUGCAGCUUUGUUGUAUGAUGAGACUGCCAAAACAUUUGUAUGGUUAUUUCAAACUUUUUUAGAGGCUAUGUCAAAAAACGCACCAAAAACUUUGUUUAGCGAUCAAGAUGCUGCAAUGGCUAAGGCCAUACCUAUUGUGAUGCCUGACACGAGUCACCGUUUGUGCACAUGGCAUUUGAUGCAAAAUGUAUUAAGGCAUGUUAACUGUCUCUUUCAAGAUAAAGGGGUGAAAGGUGUGUUAAAUAAAUUCUUGUUUGACAUUGAGGAUGAAAAUGAAUGGAAAUUGAAGUGGGGGGAAAUGCUUGAUGCAUAUGAUGCUCAUGAUAAUCAUUGGUUAAUGUUGACUUUUGGGGUGAAGGAAAAAUGGGGCUGGGCAUAUGUUAAAUCAACACGGGCUGCGGGAAUGAGUACGACACAACUCAGUGAAUAUUUUAAUGCGUUUUUGAAGGAUUACAUUCGUUCUGAUUUUAAUUUAAAGGAAUUCUUCAUGCAUUUUGAAAGGGUACUUUCUGAGAAGCGGUACAAGGAGUUAGAAGCAGGCUCUAUAUUGUUUCCUACUCUUUAUAGUCAUGUCUUUGAGCUCCCCAUUCACGAUAAUUACUUCUUUAAGAGUAGACAAGACUUCCAUGCGUUCUUCAUCGAUAUCAUUCUCGACCACCUUCAAAUUAUGCUGCAUAUGUGGAGGGAUCCACCACUGAAAGAAGUUACAACCAUUCGGAUAAUUGUGGCAUACAAAAUAAAGGCAAUUUGGAUUAUCCGUUGA
Molecule: messenger RNA, 1539 nt
Organism: Camellia sinensis
Lineage: Eukaryota; Viridiplantae; Streptophyta; Magnoliopsida; Ericales; Theaceae
Source: RefSeq, a predicted model, not a curated record